AUGCUAAGUCUAACUCACAGAAAAUUAGUGACGGAUCUGAAUAAAUCAAUUUCCCGUGGCGUUUUUAAACAAAAACCGCAAGUUACAAAGAAUCCAGAGUCAAUCAAUCAUCGAGUUUAUUGGUGGUCUGAACACCGUCCCUACCGCCGUACCGUACUAGACAUUUGCAGAAUCAUCACCCAUACACGUUCUUUUCACUCCCUAAUAAACCCUCAGUCACUAAUUGGCUCUGAGCUGGUACAUAAACUUUCGUUGCCAGGACCUUUCACAGGAUUUAUCCCAGUUAAUUCGGCUAUUAGCCAGUCAAUAAAGGGUUUGGACGAUCGAAGUCUCUCAAAUUUUAUAUUAUCUCACUUUGUAUCCGAAUACUAUCUACAUAGAGAUAUAAUAGGCUCGACGCAAUCUAAUUUAGCUUGCAGUAAUGAAAUUAGACAAAAAAUUACUAGCUUGGAUAAUUUAUCAGGACAAACACUAGAAUUUGUGAGAGAUGUGAAUGAGAUUGGGGAGACGAUUAUCCGUGUAAAUAACGCAGAAGUUUUGCGAUGGAAUCUAAAGUGCCAUAAUGGAGUUAUACAUAUAAUAAACAAUACACUAGUGUAG
Babesia microti strain RI is the source of this 600-nucleotide messenger RNA. RefSeq names its product Heme ligase. Bases 1 to 600 code for a protein of 199 amino acids. The transcript has 3 exons. Lineage: Eukaryota; Apicomplexa; Aconoidasida; Piroplasmida; Babesiidae. The record is from RefSeq and is a predicted model, not a curated record.